AACUGCCAGCUGCCACCUGCCAACCGUCGCGAAAGCUCACGAUCGCAUUCUUCUGCUUUUUUUCUUCUUACUUUCUACGUCAUGGCGAGUAUCGACCGAUACCGACCGCCUUACCGGGAACCUUACCAACUUCCUACCGCACCUCCUACUGGUAGCAACGCGAACAGCCAUUCUAAAUCCCCCACAAGGAGACGCGACGUACCUCCACCUGUCCCUUCGCCACCUACAAAUUCGUCGCGUACCUCUCCACCUGCACCACAAUCGCGACUCGUCGCACCUUCUCCCAGUCGCUCGGCGACUAAGACGUCACCCACAAUGUCGAAUCAAUGGCUUUUUACCCAAGAUGAGGUCCUGAGCAGUCCCAGCAUUCUGGACGGACUAUCGCCGGCAGAGGAGCGACUGAGACGGGCGAAGGGCGUAAACUUCAUCUACCAGGCUGGCAUCCUACUUGAACUCCCUCAGACUACCCUCUAUGUUGCCGGUGUCUUCUUCCACAGAUUCUUUAUGAGAUGUAGCAUGGUCGAGGAAAAGCAUGGAAUCCAUCACUACAACAUUGCAGCAACUGCUCUCUUCCUUGCCAACAAGACGGAAGAAAACUGCCGAAAAACGAAAGACAUCAUUAUCGCGGUUGCAAAAGUCGCCCAGAAGAAUGCCAAGCUCAUCGUAGACGAACAAUCGAAAGAAUACUGGAGAUGGCGAGACAGCAUUCUCAUGUUCGAGGAAGUCAUGUUAGAAAACUUGACCUUUGACCUCAUGAUCGAGAGCCCGCACUUCAAAUUGUACGACUUCCUCGGUCAGCUACAAGUGAUUCACAACAAGAACCUGCGACACGCCGCAUGGGCGUUCUGCAACGACUCAUGCUUAGCUGUUCUACCGCUUCUGAUGGACGCGCGCGACAUUGCCAUUGCGGCCAUCUUCUUUUCCAGUACCUUUACUGGAGAGCGAAUAGAAGAUGUAAACGGUGAAGCAUGGUGGAAGGCACUUAACGGCAAUGAAGAUCACUGCGCCAAAGCGAUCCAGGUACUCAAGGAAUUCUACGUCGAGAAUCCCUUGCGCAAACAAGAGAACCCCUACUCGCAGUCGCCCAUGUUCAUCCUUGAGAAUACUAGAAGAAGAGGGGAGGAUAUUAGUCUACGUUCUAUCAACGGCACCCCUAGAACUGAUAGUGCUACGCAGAGCCCUAAGGGCAAGGUCAACGGCAUGGAUGAAGCGGCGGCAGAAAGAGAGAUCGACACGGCCGCAGCUGAAUCUGCAGCUCAAGCAGCUCCUGGUGAUUCCGAUUCCGUCCUUAAGGAGGCCGCGAAUAAUCCAACCAUCCACUCAGGCACGAAUGGUAUCAAGAGAAAAGAAGUCGAGUCUUUAGCAUCGGAAAUCCGGGACCCUAAACGGCAACGCCUUGGCUCGGACGAUGAUGACGAAGGCGAAGUACAUGAAUAGAGACAUGUGCUAGCCUGGCUGGACCGAGUCUUAGUAUACCACGGGGAAGCGGCCCCUUUUGAAUACGCUCCUGAACAACCUCCUGAACAAGUUCCUGAACAAACAGAGACAAGUUUAUCGGAGGGAUCCACCCCGAAUGAUUACAGAUGGGAAUCAUCUAGUGGGGUUUCCGCGGAAGAAAAAAUUUGAAGAAGCU
Annulohypoxylon truncatum is the source of this 1633-nucleotide messenger RNA. Its product is annotated as cyclin-like protein. The record is from RefSeq and is a predicted model, not a curated record. Gene Ontology annotation, cellular component: cyclin/CDK positive transcription elongation factor complex; nucleus. Gene Ontology annotation, molecular function: cyclin-dependent protein serine/threonine kinase activator activity. The transcript has 2 exons. Gene Ontology annotation, biological process: positive regulation of DNA-templated transcription, elongation; regulation of transcription by RNA polymerase II. Bases 82 to 1437 code for a protein of 451 amino acids. Lineage: Eukaryota; Fungi; Ascomycota; Sordariomycetes; Xylariales; Hypoxylaceae.